AAAUUCUAGUGUACUCUGAUGAUUUGUUUUCUCUGUGAUCCUGCAGUGAUUCUCCUUGCUCUGCCUGUUCGUCUGAUUUCUUUGAUUAUCCUUGACUAGCGUAAGGUUGCGUAAGGUUAUAUCGUCGAAUCUCGACUUCCCUGACGAUGUCAUUUGAAACAAAGUGUCAGUGAAAUAGAAAAGAAGAAGAAGUGCAAUCUGAUUGAGGCCAAUUGAAGAACAUGACUUCAGUUCAGGAAAGGUUGAAGCUUAAAAGGGCUCAGAUAGACACUUGGUCUAUCAGGGAGCAGCUAUGUUUAGCUUCGUCUGUCCUGCGAAGUGGCGAUCAAAAUUGGAUGUCAGUGAGCCGAUCUUUAAAAGCGUUUGGAGACCCUGGACGUCCUCCUGACUGGUUUUCUCAGAAGAGUUGUGCUGUACAGUAUUCAAAUUUGUUGGAAAAUGUAGAAACUCCAAAGAGGAAGAAACGGACAGAUAAGGGUGACUCAAGUGUGGAGACACCUAGUGAAAGCAUUGUUAGAAGACUUACCCAGGAACGCAUUGAAGAACUCAAACGUUUGUUGAAUGAAAGAAGACAAACGUAUGCAAAGUUAAAGGAAGAAGUUAUGCUUGUGAAAUCUGGUAAUGCUGAUGACAAGCUUUCUGAAAUGUGCCAAGAAAUUGAAGAGGAGAAACGUCAGAAGGAGAGAAAAGCUGAAGCCCAUGAGCGUUGGUUAAAGGAGCGAGAAGAAAAGAAAGUUGAAUUGGAAAGAGCGUGGAAACCACCAGUUGCUCCAGCAUCACCUCAUAGAAGGAAGCAUCAUCCCAAAAUACAUCGGCGUAAUAGUAGUCAAUCUGAACCAAGCAGUGAGGCAGAGAGUGCUUUAGAUAGCCCACUAAGUGAACCUCUUAAUGUUGAUGUAAUUGGUGAAGAAACUGUUCAAGAAGCUACAGUUGAACCCGAACCUUCUCAAACUCCAACUUCACCAUUACUUACCAGUCUUCUUAAAAGUCCCUCGCCAGCACCCGCUUCUCAGGGAUCUUCAAUUUUACAUUCAGCCAUUACAUCACAUCGUGGGGCUUCACCCACUAUUACUAGUCUUUUGAGCUCAGCACCUGGAGUGCCUGGUACAGGAAACAUGGUUACUGUUGCUCCACCUACCACAGUGUCAUCAAGUCUCAAGAAUUUGGUGUCCAGCGCUAUCAGUUCUGAACAACCUCAUCACCAGCCUCCUCCACACAAUCCAUCUCCUGCAGCAGGCGCUCCCACACUGUCCAUGUUGCUUGAACUGCCGCCCAGCUUGCCUGGCAAGCCUCUGCCUGAACUGCCUAGUGCUGCCAAAACCACCACUUUACCUCCUAGCACUGUGUCCGCCAUUGUGUCUACAGCUAUCACUCCUGUAGUUACCACAGCAGCUCCUAAGAUUGUAGCAGUGAGGGCAGUUACAACUGCUGCAGCUCCAACAACAUCAAAAAUCACAUCUUCAGUCUCUGCUAGUGACAGUAAUGAAGUUCAAUCAUCAACUGAAGAAGUGAAAAUAGCAGACAGUACUAGCAGAGAUGAUGACAUAGAAGUACUACAAGUUGAUUCGACUCAGAAUUCUGUUGAUGCUCAUCAAAUGCCCAUUGAAACAAAAGAAGAGCUAAUUGAAGAAGUUCUAAUUGAAGAGGUGGUUGUGAAUGAUGAUUCAGUAAUUGAGUCUGAACUACUCAACUCCCAAAUUUCUGAUGUUGUUGUGACUACAGAACAAGAGGAUAUUAAAGAAAAACCAAAUAAAGAUGCAGAAGAAAUAAAACUUGAAGAACCUUUCAUUGAAGUAUCACAAUCUGCUGAAGUUGAGACACGGAAAGAAGACAUCAAAACUGAAAUGGUAGCAGAUGUUGAUAGCACAAGUAAUUCGGAAUUGCCAAUAAAUGUUGAAAGUACAAAUGUUACAGAAGAAAAGAAUAAUAAAGAUGAAUGCAUUGAAGCUAUAAUCGAAACAAAUUCACAGGAACUAGUUUCGGAAAUAGUGACAGAAGAAACUUCAGGGGUGGAAGUGGUACCUGCUACAGAAGAAGAAUUGACGUCAGGGGCAGUUGCUGAAGUAAUUGAAAUCACAGAUGACCAAGAUACUACAAUACAAACUGAAGUUGUGGACGAGUGUGGACCUUGCAUGCAGGAGCUUGAGGAUAUGGAAGUAAUUAUUCUAGAUAAAGUCCAGGGAUUGGAUGAAGUUCAGAUUGUAGAAGAUAUGAAAGAACUAGAAUGUGAGGUUGUUGAAGUUGUAAUGGGGACACAGGAAAAAGUAGAUGAUGAAAUGAAAGAAGAUUCAGGGGGACUAGUAAAUGAUUCUGUUAAACCUGAAGAUGUAACCUCUGUAGAGUCAUGCUCUGAAGUGAGUGACACCAUGAUUGAAUGCAAAAGUACAGAAGGUGUUGAUGAUGCUAACAAAAGCAAAUCUGGUGUUUCAGCUACUGCACAGGCAGAAGAAAAUGGGGAUACCGUUUCAGAAAAAGUUGAAGAGGAUGUUCUCAAUGAUGACAUUCCAUCAGUGGAAGAAGAGGUUGAGGAGGAAGAUGACAAGCCUGAGAGUGUCUCUGGUGUAGUGUCCACUGAGAAUGGUUACGAAAUUGAAGAUAGUAGUGAACCACGUGAAAUAAUCGUUGAGAGAUCAAUAAUUGUUGAAGAAGUUUAUGAGGAAGAGAAAGUAGAGGAAGAGGGGGAAGAGGAUCCUGAGAAAGAAGAGUUGUCAGAGGAUGUUCAACAGGAUGUAAUAGUGAGUACCUCCGACUCACCUGUUGAGUUGGAAUCUAGUGGAGUUUUGGAUAUUAAAGAAUCAGAGAAUAAAGAUGCUGAAGAUAUUCAAGUUUGCGAAGUGGAAGAGAAAGUUGUGGAAGAAGAAGAUGCAAAAGAUGUUAUUGAAGAGACAGAAGAAGUUGUUGAUCAAGACUCUCCAUUGCAAAAUACUGAUUUGAAGGAAGACAAAAAACAAUCUAUGAAGAAAGAAAGUACUCCAGAAUGUGUUGAAAGUACUCCAGAAUAUGAUGUCGAGAAGGACCUAAGUAAUAAAGAAGAAUUAAAGAAAGACAUCAAAGAAUCCCAGAGAGCUGAGAAAGAUAUACCACCAGAACCAACUGAAACAAAUGAUACACAUAACAAGAACCCAGUGCCUAAAGAAACUGGAAGGAAAGAAGUUACUGAUGAUAUAAAGGACGAUAUUUCAACAAAAGAACAGAAAGAACCCAUGGGCGAUGAUAAGAAUCUGCCAAAAGCAGAUCAUGAAAGUGAUGAUAUACCAAAAGAUGAAGGGAAGGUAUCUAAUAAGGAUGUUCCUAAGAGAGAUUUACAAAAAAGCAUUGAAAACAGCAAGAAAGUAACAAAAGAACCACAUAAGAAAGAUGUAGAGAAGGUUAACAUUAAAGAAAAGGAUGUUUCCAAGAAAGAAAAUCUAAAGAAAGAUAUACAGUCUCCUUCAAAAGAAAUGGUAAAAGAGUUGAAUGUCAAAGAAAUAAAAAAAGAUACAGAAUCAAAAGAUAGUAAUAAAAAAGAAGUUCAAAUUGUGCUUUCGAAAGACUCUGUCAAAAAUGAUGUGCAAUUGGAGAGGGAUAUAAAGAAACCUAUUCCUUCUAAAGAAAUUCCUAAAAAAGAGACACCUAAACGAGAAAUUCCUGCUAAUAAAAAAGACCUUUCUGUUUCUAAAAGAGACAUUCCUGUUUCGAAGAAAGAACUUUAUUCUGCCAAGAAGGACCUUCAAGUAAAGGAGGGACCAAAAGAAGUUCCUAACAAACGAGAACUAUUGAGAAGAGACAGCAAAGAGGAUAUUUCUAAAAAGGAAGUAUUAAAGCGUAAUAUAACAAAAGAAGAAAAGAGAGAAUCAUUAAAAGAUGAUCUCAGGAAGAAACCUCAUAUCCGAGAGAUAACAAAACAUCUUAAAAAGGCAGAUAAUGAAGCUAAAGGCAAUGAUACUAUUAAACCUGAACCAGUGGCCAAGGUUGAAAAGAAUAAAAAAGAAAGUGAAUCCUUGAAGGAAGAGAGUAAAGAGGUCAAACGUGACAAACUUGGUAAAGACAGCUCACAAAAACAGGAAGAUAAAAGUAAAGAUGAACAGCCUUUGAAAGAAUCAAAGAUAAUUGGAAAUAGUACAAAAUUGAAAUCUUAUGGAGAUGAAAUUAAACCAACAUCCAUAAUUGAAAAGAAAGAUGGAAAAGAACUCAAAGAAAUUGAAAAGUCUGAAACUGUUCCAAAGCAAGAAUCACUUGAACAUUCUGAAGAGAAACCUGAGAAACGGCCACAACUUCGGUCUGAAACACCUUCCACCGAAGAUGAUAAAACAAAUGAUGCUGAGCCUCCUAAAGUUAUUGGGAGGAAACGAUUAGCUGCUGUUAAUGUUCUGGACUCGGUUCCAAAUAGUCCAGCAUCUACAACUGAUGAAGAACGUGAAUAUAAGUCUUGGAAGAAAUCCAUUAUGCUUUUAUAUGGGCUAUGGGCGGCUGCAACACACAAAUCAUGCCUCAUUGUUCCUACGACCAUAAAAGAUGAUCAAGCUCCUGGAUAUAAGCAGUGUUGUUCAUAGACCUAUUGAUUUGUUGACAAUAAAGAAAAACAUUGAGACUGGUGUCAUUCGGACCACUGCAGAAUUUCAGCGUGAUGUAAUGUUGAUGUUCCUUAAUUCAAUAAUGUACAACAAAAGUAACCAUUUGGUGCACAAAAUGGCUAAACAAAUGCAACAGGAAGGAAUGCAACAUAUUCAGGAUUUCAUAACUACUCAAAUGUUGGUGCAGUUGUUGGGGGAUGGAGUUCCAAUUCGACUGAAGACGCCCGCAACGAAAACUGAACAGCCAGAUAAAGCAACGAGAAACAUUUUGGGGGGACAAUCCUAGCAGUGUUCCCAACCCAGGAUGAAAGUGAAAGUGUCCAGCUUCACAAACGGAAACGCAAUGCUGCGUCUGAUUCUUCAGAUAGAGGAUUUAAAAAGAAAAAGGUGGACGAGUGAGGCUAAUGGAGUUUAUCAAGAUAUAUGUUGUACAGAUUUAGAAUUUUAAUUAUAUUUGAUGAAAUUAUUUAUGUUAAGAUGUGUUUAAAAAGUUUGUUUCUUCAUAUUUCUAUAAAAUGUGAAGAGAGUACUUCAAGAAUUUGUAUGGUGCAUUAAAUGUCAGACAUUCACAUUUCAAUUUCAAGUUUUAAUUUCAUUUUGUAAUGACAAUGUUGUAGAUUGAGUGGAAGGGAAUCGUAUAUUUUAAUUUGUAAGAGAAUCAAAUUACUUUUUUUUGUACAAAUUUUCAAUAAAAUUUAUACUACAUUUUGGGAACAAGGACUAUUUAUUAAUAAUUUAUUUGAAAGUACGUCUCACUUGAAUGAUGUUAUGUAGAAAGUGAACAACGUACAAAAAUGUAAAAAUUAAGCAAUGGCACUUUCUAGACAGCUGAGCAACAUUUCUUUGAUAUUCACAAUGCAUCCAAGCAAGGUUUGUGUUGUGCUGAUCUUUGGAAGCAGAAAAUCUAAACC
Gryllus bimaculatus (two-spotted cricket) is the source of this 5464-nucleotide messenger RNA. The record is from the annotation of a GenBank genome assembly. Lineage: Eukaryota; Metazoa; Arthropoda; Insecta; Orthoptera; Gryllidae.